GCGGCCAGUUAGGAGCUGGCUAAGGUGAAGCUAACGCUAACGUGAUGACGACCGUCUCUAAAGUGGUUCUGGGAGUUUCUGUGGUUCUGACUCUAAGUACCGUGGCUGCCGUGCAUCUCAACCAGUCCUGGGACCGACAGCGUCUCCAUCAGGGCGUCGUCAGGGAUCUGGAGCGCCUGGAGAGGAAGAAGGAGAACCUACGUCUGCUGGAGGAGCAGAGGAUUCUGACCUCACAGCUGGAGGAGGAGAGGCUACGCAGAGAGGCGGAGCGCCGUCCACAGGACCACUGAGACC
Gasterosteus aculeatus aculeatus (three-spined stickleback) is the source of this 294-nucleotide messenger RNA. It is a transcript of the gene pet117, whose product is annotated as PET117 cytochrome c oxidase chaperone. Gene Ontology annotation, biological process: mitochondrial respiratory chain complex IV assembly. NCBI's taxonomy places the organism in Eukaryota, Metazoa, Chordata, Actinopteri, Perciformes, Gasterosteidae. The record is from RefSeq and is a predicted model, not a curated record. Gene Ontology annotation, cellular component: mitochondrion.